UGUUGAAGGACUUCUCGACUGGCUGUGGCCAUCCCUAAUCUUUCAGUCCUACCAAUGGCGUGCGGGGUCCGUUUCAUGGACGGGCUUGUUUCUCCCCAGUCAGCACAAGGUCUCGUUCAUUCCUGCCUCACCCCUCCAUGAAGGUCAAGUCGAUCGAGUGGAUACAAGUAAGCGAGCCUCUGAUCUCGUGGCUUUGUGGCUUUGGCGGUGAGACAAACAAGUCUUGCAUCGGUCUGCUUUCGGCAAGGCAAUGGAACACCAAGCGGUGUUCUAGAAAGAGGGGGCUGGCGAGGCAUCCUAGGAAUACUCUGAGCUGGGCUUCAGCAUGGCGUCGCCAGCCUUGUUCCCUCGCACACAGUGGGCGCCAUUUUUCGGCUUGCUGGUUGGAAAGAGGCCCCAUGGGAGCGGGAAGAGCAAUGAUUGACCGCAUUCCACGAGAAACCAAGAUUCAUGCCAAUGACAGUCUGGUCUGGAGGCUGAAUCGCACUUCACAUACACACAUGGUCGAGUACGUAUGCUCGUACACAUAUCCAUUUGUCGCGAUUCCAGCGAACGAAUGGAUACCCCUAGCGCUCAGCAAAAAAACUCAAUUCCUCGCCGCCCAAUAUUUCCCUCAGCGUUGUACAUUUAUUGCGUUGCAGUUUAAGGGAAACAGUUGUUGCGAGGAGUAAACGGCAGUAUUUGUGGAGUGGCAUGAGGAGCUGAAGAUAAGGGGUUGUGCCAGCCCCUGCUUUCCAACCCCUGACGACAAAAA
Messenger RNA from Parathielavia appendiculata, 754 nucleotides. RefSeq lists its product as uncharacterized. The coding region runs from base 138 to 671 and encodes 177 amino acids. The record is from RefSeq and is a predicted model, not a curated record. The transcript is spliced from 2 exons. Lineage: Eukaryota; Fungi; Ascomycota; Sordariomycetes; Sordariales; Chaetomiaceae.